AUGGCCGCGAACUCCAGUGCCGGACAGAGUCCAGUUGGCCGGCCUUCGAUUGUGCCCCCGGUGGUCGUUCAGCCAGGUGUUGAAAGUCUGGACUCACCAGUUGCCAUCUCCGAGGACACUGUCUUCCAGGUCCCUUCUUUUGCCAAAGCAACCAUGGACAGGCAAGGGAGAAGAAUGCCGCAAUGCAUAGCGCAUAGAGGUUACAAGGCGAAGUACCCGGAAAACACACUUCUUGCCUUCGAGGAAGCUUUGAAAGCAGGCGCCAAGGCCAUCGAAACCGAUGUCCACCUCACCAAGGAUGAUGUCGUGGUCCUUAGCCAUGAUCAGACGCUGAAGCGGUGUUUCGGGAAGAAAGACCGUGUCCUGGAAAGCAAUUGGGACGAUAUCAAGAAUCUGAGGACUCUUGCUCCUCCACACGUUCCAAUGCCACGGCUGCUGGAUCUGCUCGAGUAUCUUACUCAGCCUGGCUUGGAGGAUGUUUGGGUGCUUCUGGACAUCAAACUUGACAACCAAGCAGACGAUGUGAUGCGUCUCAUAGCUUCGACAAUCAACAGCGUCAAGCCGUCACCGGAAAGACCGUGGAAGGACCGCAUAGUUCUCGGUAUUUGGGCGGCCAAGUACCUUGCUCUAGCGGAAAGGCAUCUACUGGGCUUCUCGGUAAUGCACAUUGGAUACAAGAUCUCGUAUGCUCGGCAGUUUGAGAGUGUGCCCAACGUAGGCUUCAACCUGAUGGUGCACAUGCUUAUGGCACCGGGGGGAAAAGGUUUCAUUCAUGACUGUCAGCAGAAGCUUCACCGUCAGCUGUUGGCUUGGACGGUCAACGAGAAGGACAAGAUGGAGUGGUGCAUUCGGCGGCGAGUAGACGGUGUCAUCACGGAUGAUCCGAGUCUGUUCAAUAGUGUUUGCCAGAGAUAUGACGAGCUUGCGAAAGAGCCUCUGAUACCGGUGGGCUUCCGGACGAUUCUCGAUGUCUUGCGAAUAUACAUCCUGGUCAUGGCAUUCUUUUGGUUGUUCAGGCGCCGAGUGAAAGACUCGGAUCUGAUCCGGAAGGUGCGGAAGGAGUGA
This is a messenger RNA of Lecanosticta acicola, 1065 nucleotides long. NCBI's taxonomy places the organism in Eukaryota, Fungi, Ascomycota, Dothideomycetes, Mycosphaerellales, Mycosphaerellaceae. The record is from the annotation of a GenBank genome assembly.